AUGUCCGACAAAGGCGACGUCCAGCACGUCAACGCUCAGCCGGUCGCAUCGCGAGGCUUUCUCGGAGCUGUCGGCGCCCACUUCAAGAAGUGGUGGUGGUUGCACUUGAUCAUCUUUGCGGCCGUUGUGCUAAUUAUCACGCUGCCUCUGAUAUACGUCGGCUACCCACGCAUCGCGCAAUCCGACGUCAACAAAGCAACCCUCAACAUCACAAACCUCGUCUUCAGCAACCCCUCCGCAAAUUCUAUUCAUAUCAACCAGACCCAAGUCCUCGGCAACAAAGCCAUCUACCACCCAACCAUCUUCGCCUUCAAUGCCACCAUCAUGCUUGUCGGCGCAACCGCCCCCUUGGCCACACUCGCCGUCCCACGGACGGAGGCCGAGGACGGCGCUGUUAUUGACGUGAACACGGAUUUGACGUUCGCCAACUCCGAUGCAGUAACGAAUUUCACAAAGGCGGUUUUGGGUACCGAAUCGUUCGAGUUGAAUGUUUAUGGACGGCCGGAUCUCAAGGAGGGGCCUUUGCCGACGAGCACGGUUACCUUCAACAAGACUGUAGCUAUGAACGGGUUGAACGGCCUCAAAGGCUUCGAAUUGCAAGACAUCAUGAUCUCGCUCAUCCCCGCCAAAGACGGCACAAACAUGAACGGAUCAGUCUCCAUCCCCAACCCUAGCGUCAUCACCGUCGCAAUGGGUAACGUAACACUCAACGUCUCAGUAAACGGCACUUAUAUCGGCCAAUCCUACCUCAACAACCUCACCCUCCAACCGGGCUCCAACAUCAUCCCCUUGCGCUCAACAAUCAACCAAACCGAAGUGAUUGCCCUCAUCUCAGGCACAAAGGCUGCUUACCCAAGUGGCGUAAUCCCAUUGACCAUUGUGGGCAAUUCAAGCGUGUACAAUGGCGUCCAAAUUCCGUAUUUCACGGAGGCGUUGUCGUCGACUCCGCUCACGACGGAUAUGAAUGUCACGCAGGUGUUGAUCAAUUCUGGCUUGGGGGCGUUGGCUGGUGUUCUUUGA
Messenger RNA from Talaromyces amestolkiae, 1020 nucleotides. RefSeq lists its product as uncharacterized. Gene Ontology annotation, cellular component: fungal-type vacuole membrane. Lineage: Eukaryota; Fungi; Ascomycota; Eurotiomycetes; Eurotiales; Trichocomaceae. The record is from RefSeq and is a predicted model, not a curated record. The coding region runs from base 1 to 1020 and encodes 339 amino acids. The transcript is spliced from 4 exons.